This is a messenger RNA of Rotaria socialis, 2070 nucleotides long. Lineage: Eukaryota; Metazoa; Rotifera; Eurotatoria; Philodinida; Philodinidae. The record is from the annotation of a GenBank genome assembly.
AUGCAACAAGUCUCACCAGCCGUUGUUCAAAACCGUUAUCCACCGGUUUAUCAUCAAUAUCCAACAGUGGCUAUUGGAAGUCCUCAAUCAGCUAAACCAAUCGAUCCAACUGUAUUCGGACCAAGUGCUCCACCAGUGAAAAAUUCAAAAUCAAUUAAUAAUAAUAUUAAUAAUCACAACCAUAAUCAUAAUCAAUUACAUGAUAUUGAUUUACGACGAUUGAUUCUAUUCAAUUUACCAAUUGAUCUCAUUCAAGAAUAUCUCGAACUUUAUUUAGAGUAUCUAUCUGGUGAAACUGAAAUCGAAAGAAUUGACUAUUCAAAUCUUGAAGAUACAACUGUUAUGGUUACAUUUAAAACUGAUCUUGACAUGGCUGAAGUACGUCGUCGGCAUGGAACUCGAACGAAAUUAAAUGAUUCGGAAAUUUCACUAGCUGCAGUAACAUCACCAACAACUGUCAUGAUAAGAAAUCUGCCGGCGGAUAUAUCGCGUGAUGUUAUUGAAUUAUAUUUUUCAAAUCGACGUCGCAGUGAUGGCGGACUAGUUGUCGACGUUUCACUUGAUCAUGAACAUCAACAUGCACUAGUCACAUUUGCCGAUCAUAAAGAUGUGUGUCGAGUUGUAAAACGUGAACAUUUAAUACAUGGUCAACGUCUCGAUGUAAGAAUAUUCUAUGCUCAUAUGGGUAUUGAACCAUUUAUUGAUGCAUCGAAUGUUGGUAAAAAGCCUGAUCCAAUAUUUUAUCGCGCAUCAAGUGAUAUACGUUAUGCAUUUUUACUUAAAAAUCGUCCACUAUUGGAUGAACUGCGUGAACAAUUGAAACCACUUAAUGGCCAUAUUAGUCUGCAAACGGAAGGUGCCAUAGAAAUAAGUUUUACUGAAUCCCGUUUAACAGUCAAACUUCGUUUGAAAUGGACCAAAGAUAUUGAAAAGCUAGUUGAACAAUUUCUAAAUGAACGUCUUGUUGUACAUAAAGUACCAUGGAAUAAUAAUAAAAUCCCAUCGAUCACAUCCGAACAACUUGCUGACCUUUCAUUAAAAGAUAAUACACGUCUGAUGCAAUUAGCACCGUUGAAUAGUCAACAAGAUCAUAUUGUUGUAACCGCAUUAAGAGAUGAUUUAGAUCGUGCACUAAGCGAACUCACCGAUAUGCUUACGGCGCGUACAACAAGCGCAAAUCAUAUACCAUUGAACGAUGCUGUGUACCGUAGCAAACCGGUAAGUGCUACACGCGACCCAAAAGUAAAUAAUCAUCGCUCAUCGUUAUUGAUUCGAUCAUCGUCACCGUCGAAACAAAGUCUUAACAAUGCUGAAUUAGCUCCACCGCCAGCAUUUUCACAACCAUCUAUGGCUACUAUCGAUGAUAGUCUUGAGAAUUUACGUUUAUAUCAAAUGGACUUACUAUCAAAACGUUUCAUUGAUCUAUCACGACGUACGUAUGCGAAUUUAAAUAUUGAUAUUGAUCGAACAGGUCGACGUAUCAUUUUUCGGGGUCCACUUGAUCAAGUAAAUGUUUGUAAAAAUUAUUUCGAGUCAAUACUCAAUGGCAUUACUCAUAAACAUUUUAAAUUAGGGAAAGAAAUGGCGGUUUUUCUAUCGAAUCCUGACACAGUUGAAAUAGUUGUCGAAAAUCUAGCACGCGCCGAUCAUGUAUGUGCUUAUGAAAUCGAACGUGUUACUGAUCAUCAUCAUCGACGAAAUUCAACAUCUCCAGUAUCGAGCUCGAAUAAUCGUGGUUCACCAACAACGAGUAGUCAUCAUAAACUAGUUAUAUAUGGUUUGUCACGCGAAAAUUGUGAUCGUGCACAUGAUUUUCUUCGUCAUGACAUCUGUGUUAGCUCGAUAAUGUUAGAUAAAGAUGAUAAACGUUGUUUAGCAAGUGAUUCUUGGCAUGCAUAUGUACGCGAUCUUUACUCCAAUCCAGGUGGUUUUCGCCGACGGCGUGUUCUAUUGCAAGUCAAACAAAAUCAAUUAACAUUAGUUGGUUUUGAUCAAGAUGUUGAUUCGAUGCGAAAACAAAUUUAUAAUUAUUUUGUUGAAAAUGCUAUUUCAUUCUAUGAAUCAGAUUGA